AUGCAGACUGCUUCUACAAACAUUUGUGAAAGAAUGGGUAGUUCUCAGGAGCUCAGUGACUCCAAGCGUGGUACCGUGAUAGGUUGCCACCUGUGCAAUAAGUCCAUCCGUGAAAUUUCCUUGCUACCAAAUAUUACACGGUCAACUGUUAGUGGUAUUAUAACAAAGUGGAAACAACUGGGAACAACAGCAACUCAGCUACGAAGUGAGCGUGGUCAGCGCAUGCUGAAGAGCACAGUGCGCAGAAGUUGCCAACUGUCUGCAAAGUGAAUAGCUAAACACCUCCAAACUUCAUAUGGCCUUCAGAUUAGCACAACAGUAUAGAGCUUUAUGUGAUGGGUUUCAAAG
Messenger RNA from Staurois parvus, 348 nucleotides. NCBI's taxonomy places the organism in Eukaryota, Metazoa, Chordata, Amphibia, Anura, Ranidae. The record is from the annotation of a GenBank genome assembly.